UUCUUGUGUAGGUAUUUGCUGGUGGAAAUUUCAUUUGAGGACAACAAGAUUGAUGAAACUAUGUCAAGUCCAUGUAUCUAUGAACACGUCAAGAAUGCUGUACAAGAGGCCCAUGGGGACUAUGGAAGGGCUUGUCUUGCCCGAUCUUUAAGAGGUACACUUUCAAUUUAUUUGCUACCCAAGUUUACGUGAGCAAAGUCAGUUAAGGAGCAUAAAACUAUCUGUGCUUAGCUUUUUAAAAAAUAUACCCUUCUCCACCUCCCCUCUUCCACACUCAGGUGUUUUCUUUAAGAGGUCUUUUUACAGCUCCUUCUCUGCUUUGAUUGUUUUUAUUGUUUUCAAUUUUAGUUAAGUAUGUAAACCCAGUUACUGGGGUGGCCUUUAUUGGUUGCGGUAGAGAUAACUACAGGAUGCUUUGGUCAUCAAUCACCUUUAUCAAGAAGAUACAGAAUAAGCGAUGCAUGUGCCGAGUGCUUCAUGUAGGAGGUAAACCUUGUUACAUGUAUAGUAAAAUAAUUUUAUGGUCACAUGGUUGUCGUGCUUUGUGUUUAAAAAGCCAUACAGAACAAAUCCCCAGUCUUCUGCAUAGAUUACCCAAUUUCCUGGAUAUUAUAUAGCCACACUGACAAAAAACCUCUCUAACUUUUUGAGGGAAGUUUUGUUAGCUUAAAUAUCUUUGUAUGUUGUGUGCUGUUUCUUGUUGUUGUUGGGGGUGAUGGAAAUUUUUGCCAGAAAGGAUAAAAUUUUAGAUCCUCAAGGGCUGGUACCUUGAAAAGACUAUUUUAUAUUAUAUAUCCUUGUAACUCACAUUCGGUUCCUUUUUAGGGACGCUUCGGUCAUGUCAGAAAUUCGUCAUUCGUCACAAUAAAGAGCAAUUACUGCAGUUACUAGAGCAGUGUAAGACUCCAGGUAUGUUUAGAAGUCGUUAG
Messenger RNA from Porites lobata, 929 nucleotides. Lineage: Eukaryota; Metazoa; Cnidaria; Anthozoa; Scleractinia; Poritidae. The record is from the annotation of a GenBank genome assembly.